This is a messenger RNA of Chrysemys picta bellii (western painted turtle), 366 nucleotides long. The record is from RefSeq and is a predicted model, not a curated record. NCBI's taxonomy places the organism in Eukaryota, Metazoa, Chordata, Testudines, Emydidae.
UCCGGGGCAAAGCGCGUUGCGCAUGUGCAGCCGCAGCUCCAGGUUGCUCGAUCACGUGGUUGAUUCAAAAUGGCAGCGCCCUACUCGACCUUCCGCAGAUUGUUGUUGCUAAGGCGCCUCGCUCCAGUUCGAGUGGCGGCCGCACCCCCCCGGAGAGGCUACGGCGCGCGCGUAUCCGAGAGCGGUGAGAGCGUGACGCACACGGGACAGGUUUAUGAAGAAAAUGACUACAGGAAGGUUCGAUUUGUUGCUCGACAGAAGGAGGUAAAACACAUAGUAGCUAGACUCUUCAGGAUAUGAUUUUAAUUUUCUUGAGUAAUGAUGCCUUAAAUAUUUAGGUUUAUCAAAAUAAAUAGCUUUAAUGUC